AUGAGCUCGACAGACGUUCGCGACGUUCUCAACCUGCCAGACGGCAUGGCUGGGUCACGUCCAGCCAAAAAGCAGAAACUCUCGGCCGCGCGACCCAACCUCAAGGGCCUGGCGCGAGAAGUGCACAACCUCGGCGGCGACAACCCGAUCGCCAUUGUCCCCGAAGUCACCCAGUUCAAGAAGAGACGGCUCGCAAACCGCAAACCGGCCGCGCGAUGGGAGCUACGGGGCUUUCGUAACUCGGCGCGAGACGAUGCGAGCCUGGUACUACGACAUUGGCGGCGGAAGGACGCAAAGCAGGACCCCGACGCGAAUACACCGGCGGCAAUGGAAGAUCAGGGCGCGGCUUCUGCGACGGAGAUACCUGCCGAUGGGGUUGAAGACUCGGCAUUUGCCAAAUACAAUGUGCGCGUGUCCGUCCCGCAGUACACCGACGAUCAAUACACACAACACCUACAAAACGAAGAAUGGACUCGUGAAGAGACCGACUACCUGAUAGAGCUAGCCCGCGACCUUGAUCUGCGGUGGCCAAUUAUCUGGGAUCGGUACGAAUGGAAUCCACCAGCGACCAACGGUGAGGCAGAUGUGGACGGCGACGAGAGUAAAGCGGUUGUGCAUACAGCACGCGCUCGCGCGCUCGAAGACCUGAAGGCGCGAUAUUACGAAGUGGCAGCCAAGAUAAUGGCUGUCAACAAGCCGGUGCAGUACAUGACGCAGCCAGAGUUUGCUCUGCACGAACUCAUGACGCACUACAAUCCCCAACAUGAAAAGGCGCGCAGAGAAUUCGCAGUCAACUCGCUCUCGCGCUCACGGGAGGAAGCCCGCGAGGAGGAAUCCUUAUUGAUGGAGAUCAAACGAAUCCUGGCCAGAAGCGAAAAGUUCAACGAGGAGCGCCGGGAGCUGUAUAAUAGGCUCGACUACCCGCGUGCUGAAACGGACAUUAGCACAUUUAAGUCGUCUGCUGGCCUACAGACGCUGCUGCAGAACCUCAUGAACGUGGACAAGUCGAAGAAGCGUAAAUCAAUUAUGGGCGGCGAAGGUGUCAGCCCGGCGCAGGGGACUCCCCAGGCCGCCGCUCAAGAGUCGUCAACCGCCAAGAAGGAGGCGGGCGCCGCCGCCGCCGCCGCCGCCAACAACAACAACAACAACAACAACAACAACAACCGUGAAUCGUCAGGCCCCGUGUCGACACCCACCGCCGCGGGCAAGAAGACGCCGCAGCAGCCGCACGAGCGCCGCAAGCUCUCAGACCAAGAGGAGGCCAUUUACGGCGUCUCGCACCACGACCGCCUAGGCUCCGGCCCAACCUUCCGCACGGAGAAGAUCAACAAGCUCUUCUCGCACAAGUCCAACCAGCAGCAGAUGCGCAUCAACAACGCCCUCAACGAACUUGACGUGCCCAGCAAGUUGGCGAUGCCCACGACGGCCACGACACAGCAGUUCGAGGCGCUACUGGCCGCCGUUAACGGCCUCCUCGACGCCCGCAAGGUCUCGGACAAGCUGGACGCUGAGAUCAAGAUCGAGGAGGCCAAGAAGGCUGAGCGGGAGAAAGCACUCGCUGGGCCUAACGAAGCGGCCGCAGGCGAGCCCGCUACCGCUACCGAGGGAGAUGCAGCGGCUAAAACGCAAGAAAAGGCAGAGGGCAACGCCGCUGCUUCGGCAAGCGCCCCGGACGCUACGAAGGCCGACGAGGCCGCUCCCACGAUUGAAGAGCCUGAGACGGGCGCCGCCGCGGCGGCCACAAAGGCAGAGGAUGCGGCCCCGGCGGCCCCGGCAGGGGACAAGGCGGCGGCGACGGAGACGCCCUCGGAGAAGGAAAAGCCAUACAGGCUGGCCAGCGCAGGGCCCGCCGCGCACAAGCGAAGCGCCAGUGUGCUCAGCGCGACGAGCGACAAGAGCGCCAAGCGACAGAAGAAGUAA
Molecule: messenger RNA, 1920 nt
Organism: Cordyceps fumosorosea ARSEF 2679
Lineage: Eukaryota; Fungi; Ascomycota; Sordariomycetes; Hypocreales; Cordycipitaceae
Product: SWR1-complex protein 4
Exons: 1
Coding region: 1-1920 (639 amino acids)
Biological process (GO): DNA repair; chromatin remodeling; negative regulation of transcription by RNA polymerase II
Cellular component (GO): Swr1 complex; NuA4 histone acetyltransferase complex
Molecular function (GO): transcription corepressor activity
Source: RefSeq, a predicted model, not a curated record